AUGGCCAAGUCCAAGAACCACACCGCCCACAACCAGACCCGAGUGCGUUGCAAUCCUCGUACCUACCACCCGUCUUCCUUCCUGCCUUGACUUACAUCCGCCCUCACCUUUCGCACCCAACAGAAAGCUCACCGCAACGGUAUCAAAAAGCCCAAGACGAACAAGUACCCCUCGCUCAAGGGUGUACGUUCCUUACCCCUUGCCUUGCACUCUCUUGCGAUUGCGAUGCACCAGAACCUGAUCAAUCUCAUCCAUCCGUGGUGUCCUAGGUUGACCCCAAAUUCCGCCGCAACGCUCGUCACGCCGCCAUGGGAACACAAAAGGGUGCGCUUUGCUGAGCCCAAUUCGAGCAGGCCGUCCCAAGGGUACGAACUAACUUGCAUCGUCUCACACCUUGUAUGUUCUUCAGCCGUCGCUGCUGCCAAGGCCGCCGCUGCUUCAGGUCAGUACAUACCUCCUGGCAAAAAGUCGCGGGCAAUCCUAAUUGCUCAUCUGUAUCUCUUUGAUCGUGGACAGCAUAA
This is a messenger RNA of Microbotryum saponariae, 521 nucleotides long. NCBI's taxonomy places the organism in Eukaryota, Fungi, Basidiomycota, Microbotryomycetes, Microbotryales, Microbotryaceae. The record is from the annotation of a GenBank genome assembly.